Messenger RNA from Bursaphelenchus okinawaensis, 323 nucleotides. The record is from the annotation of a GenBank genome assembly. Lineage: Eukaryota; Metazoa; Nematoda; Chromadorea; Rhabditida; Aphelenchoididae.
AUGAGAUUCUUUAUCAUCCUUCUUUUGGCUUUUUUGGCUGUUACUGCUCUUGGUAAGUCUCUAAGUUACAGUACUAUAAACAAUUUAUAUUGUAAAACAAAGGAUUUUUGAGUAAGAUAUUAUAUUUACUAUUGUAACUAUAAAAAUCUGUAGAAGCUGCCCACCACGGUAAGAAGCCAGUCCACAAGAAGCCAGCACACCAUCCUCCAGCCCACAAAGCCCCAGCCAAAGCCGGUACUAAAUCUCCGUCUGGAACUGGUGCCACUUCAGCUGCCAAGACUACUGGUGCUGCUGCGGCCGCUACUACCGCCAAGGCUGCUUAA